Molecule: messenger RNA, 885 nt
Organism: Culicoides brevitarsis
Lineage: Eukaryota; Metazoa; Arthropoda; Insecta; Diptera; Ceratopogonidae
Product: brachyurin-like
Exons: 4
Coding region: 1-846 (281 amino acids)
Biological process (GO): proteolysis
Molecular function (GO): serine-type endopeptidase activity
Source: RefSeq, a predicted model, not a curated record
AUGAAGCACUUAUUUUCAAUUGCAUUUCUCGUCGCCGCUUACCUCGUGGUUUUUGGAAGCUCCAACCCUGUAGAAGAAAGGCAUUCGGCAAUUCCUCAAGAUGACGUCGAUCAAAACACUCGCAUUGUAACGGGAGUUCUCGCGGAAUCAGGAGAAUUUCCCUUCAUGUGUAGUUUGUUAAAUUACAAGGAAAAUGGAAUGUUGACAGUUUGCGGAGGUUCUUUCAUCACGCCACAUUUUAUCCUGACAGCAGCUCAUUGCGUCGUUAAUACGAUUGUUUCGACAGCUGGUUGCGGAACAGUUGACUUUGCCAAGCCUUAUGUGAGAAUCACAAGUCAUAAAUUUACGCCUCAUCCAGAUUACAAUCCGGAAAAUUUGAAUAAUAAUAUUGCACUGUGGGAUAGUCCGAUUGGGUUGAUUUUUAAUGAAAUGGUAAAUCCAAUCAACUUACCUUCAAUGUCGACUCCAAUGUGCCUCAACGGAGAAAAAGUCAGAUUGACAGGUUUUGGUCGAAACACUACCGAAGCUGCCAAUUAUUCGCGUAGAUUGCGCUUCAUUGACUUGCGAGUGAUUUCCAACACAGAAUGCGAGCCUGUUUACGGUUCAGAUAUCGUUGUGCCCUCGACACUUUGCGCUCUUGGCUUCGAAGCAGAACAUCACAGCUCAUGCGACGGAGAUGGCGGCUCCCCAUUGUUUGUCGAGGAAGAUGGCGUUCGCACACAAAUUGCCGUUGCAUCGUUCACACAUUCCUCGGGCUGCGAAAGCGGCAUGCCGACUGGAUAUGUCAGAGUUGCUCCGUAUCUCGGAUGGAUUAGCAAUGUAACGGAUCUUAGCAUUCGUCAUUAAAUUCAAUCCUGCUGAAGCCGCCUCGGAUGAAAAUGAAAC